AUGGCGUCCACACAGAUCCCAGCGCAAGAGGUGCAUCCUUCCACUAGGCCCUCCGGGAUCGUGUUUCGUGGGCUUGUGCUCGUCCAACGGGCUCGUCUGUGGGAUGCUCGUGGAACACUCGGAAUCGACGACUUUGGCUGUGGGGAAUCCAAUCUGGAAGGCGCUUCCCAUCUUCUUGGCACGAGGGCCCCUUCUUCAGCAGGUCAAGCUCACUGGGAUCACCUCUACGGGGCUGACCUUUCUUCUACACCACUAGGCGGGAGAUACUCCCAACUUACGAUCCGCAUUCCAGAGCUUGGUCUCACGUGGACAACGCGCGACCAGCACUAUGUAACCAGCUUCUUCAACACAUUCGUCCCUUCAUCUACAAGGGGAAAUGCUACUGGGGAGCUGUGUGGACCUAAUUCUUUUACGGAUUGGGCAGUGAGACUUGUAGAGGACACCGUCUUCAUCUCGGCCUUCUCUGCGGUUGCAUACGACUUUGCUCUCUCAUGGAGGGUGAGGAUAUUGAGUGCAGAUAUGUGGCUCGUCGAUCAUGCAGAUGCUGGAGAUUUAGAAGUUGAAGCACUCUUGAAUUUUAGGAAAUCUGUACAUGAUCCUUUAUUGUCGCUGAAUAGCUGGAACAGAGGAACAGAUGUUUGCCAAUGGAAUGGUAUCAAUUGUUCCUCAGCACUGCCAGGCCAGAUUUCUAGCAUACAGCUCAACGAUCUCUCACUUUCAGGACCUCUUCCGAUUUUUACAAUCCAAGCCCUACCUCAGCUACGCAACUUUUCUGUUUCAGGGAACAACCUCACAGAAAUCAACAUAUCCUCUUCGCAGGAAUGCUCUCUGGAGGUUCUUGACUUGUCAAGGAACCAUUUCACUGGGGAUUUUCUCGACACUCUUACUCUUUCAUGCAAAGGCAUGAGGAUUUUGAACUUCUCACACAACAAGCUACAACACAUUUCAGUGAAAAGAUCAAUUGGGAAUUCAAUGGUUUCCGUCGAUCUAUCCUACAACGAAAUGAGUGGUUCAAUGCCUUCUUCUUUCUUCACAUCAUGCAAGAGCUUGCAGUUUCUAGACGUUUCGAGCAAUCAGCUGGUUGGAGAGAUCCCUGAAGAUAUGUUCAAAAACUGCAAAAGUCUACGACAUCUUAAUGUUUCAUCUAACUUCUUCACAACAUUUCGGAUUGAGCAUUGUACUAGUCUGCAGGAGUUGGACGUCUCGUUUAACAACAUUUCUGAAACAGUUUUUUGGAACGAUUGUGAUGCUUUGAAGGUGCUCAACCUGUCAGAUAAUCACUUCUCUGGACCAUUUCUCUCGGUAUUUGCCAAUCGAAGUUUACCUCAGGUUUUCAAGUCCCUGAAGGUUCUUCGAGCCGACCACAACAGUUUCACGGGUGAACUCCCUACAGUUCCUCAAACCCUCGAGGCUCUAGACUUGAGCUGCAACAUGUUCAUCAGUAGCAACACAAACAUCUGCCUCCUAAACUCCAGACUCGAGUCUUUGGUGUUGGUAUACAACAGAUUGCAUGGUCCGGUUUUGAGCUUUCACUGUGAUAACCUACAAAUGCUCGAUCUGAGUCUCAACUCCAUGACAGGAUCACUUCCAGAGGAUAUAUGCAGCAGACUUCCAAAGCUUCAACACCUCAUCCUUUGGGGCAACAAUCUCGAAGGCAGGAUACCACCUACAAUCGGCGACUGCAGUGAGUUGGUGACCCUGCAUCUCAGUCACAACAAUCUCUCCGGUGUUAUACCAGAGGAGAUAUCUCGCUUGAAGAAAAUGUACACGCUAGUUCUUAGCAACAACAUGCUAUCUGGAUCAAUCCCGGCAUCUGUGGUACAGAUACCAAGUCUUCGAGGUCUUCUACUUGGGCACAACAAGCUAGAGGGUGGUCUUCCAGUGGAGCUAAAAAACACCAGCAAUCUAAUCCAGCUUUCACUGAACGACAACCAGAUGGCGGGAGAAAUUCCAAGCUGGGUCGGCUGCUCAGUUAAAGAGACGCGGUAUAAUAAUGAUGUAACAUUCCCCUACUUGAUGGUGUUGCUGUUCAACAUAGAGCCAUCCAUCUGCAAAGGUUACAACGAGGCCAUGUUCAUACUCCAGGGGAUACGUUUCCAUGAGUUUGAGCAACUUCCCAUUGCAACCAGAUGCCAAACUUGGUUCUACCUAGCACCUCCGGGUUUCAACAUUUAUUUAACUCCAAAUCAUACUAGCCACUGGUGCAUCGAUAUCUCAUUCAACAGCUUCACAGGAACAAUCCCAACAGAAUUCCGUGCGACUCAGAAUUUGUAUUGGCUGAACCUUGCACACAACUUGCUCACAGGGGCUAUUCCUUCCACAAUGGGCAACCUCAAGAACAUUGAGUGGCUAGAUCUCUCACAAAACCAGCUCGAAUCACAGAUCCCGGGCUCGCUUGCCGACCUCACCUUUUUGAAGUACUUCAACAUCUCACACAACAGGCUUCUUGGACGGAUUCCACAGGCAGGGCAGCUUCCAGUUUUCCCAGCAAGCAGCUACGAAGGAAAUCCGGGGCUGUGUGGCAUCCCACUUGCAGAAUGUCAACGUGCUGCUCCUGAUGACCAUAAUUUGGAUAAUCAUUCUGGUGGGAAGGAUGAAGAUGGAAGGAUGCUGGCUGGCAUUGUUGCUGCUGUUGUUUCAUUUCUAGUGAUUGCUGAGUUAUUUGCUCCAGGCUUGGGUUUCCAGUGUCCAAAAGCCAUGUUCUGGUUUGAGGAUUCUAUUGUCGAUACAGAGAAUGUUCAAGCAGCAGCUCCAUUUAUUAGUGCCGCAGAGUAUAAGCCUUAUGGCAUGACUUUCUUCACGGAGGCUUUUGAGUAUGAUAGAUUCCUGGAUCCCAUUUUGCAAAGUAUUAACUUGAAUUAUGCCAAUGGGGUGAAUUUUACGGUCUCUGGAGCGACUGCUUUGAACACCACCCUCGAAGUCCCACUGUACCUUCUAGUUCAGAUUGACCAGUUUCUGAGGUUCAAGCAAGAUGCUUAUGACAGCAGGCAUGGUAAAGGUAAUGAUUCUUCUCAAACUUUGCAAAGGUAG
This is a messenger RNA of Selaginella moellendorffii, 3030 nucleotides long. Its product is annotated as receptor-like protein kinase BRI1-like 3. The record is from RefSeq and is a predicted model, not a curated record. The transcript has 6 exons. Gene Ontology annotation, molecular function: protein binding. Bases 1 to 3030 code for a protein of 1009 amino acids. Lineage: Eukaryota; Viridiplantae; Streptophyta; Lycopodiopsida; Selaginellales; Selaginellaceae. Gene Ontology annotation, cellular component: plasma membrane.